Molecule: messenger RNA, 222 nt
Organism: Melospiza melodia melodia
Lineage: Eukaryota; Metazoa; Chordata; Aves; Passeriformes; Passerellidae
Product: proteoglycan 4-like
Exons: 2
Source: RefSeq, a predicted model, not a curated record
GUCCCUUCCCAGUCCAAACCAGCUCCAACCAGUCCCAAACCAGUCCAAACCUCCCAAACCAGUCCAACCAUUCCACCAGUUCCAACCACUCCAACCAUUCCAACCAGUUCCAACCACUCCAAACCAGUCCAAAGCAGUCCAACCAGUCCCAAACCAGUUCCAACCAGUCCCAAACCAGUUCCAACCAGUCCCAAACCAGUUCCAACCAGUCCCAACCAGUCC